GCUAGCAGGCUCCAGACAGUCAUCAUGCUCUCUUCAAGUUCUCGCUCCUCUCUCCGCCUCACCCUGCUGUGCAGCGUCCUGGCUCUUCUGCUGUCCUGCCAACGAAGCCACGCGUGGUACAAACAGUCCACCGGCCCCAGCUAUUACUCCGUGGGCCGAGCUUCGGGGCUGUUGUCCGGCAUCCGCCGGUCACCCGACAUUCGCAGGUCCGAGCCUGACAACGGAGACGACAGCACCGAAAACAUGGAGGGCAACUUCCUAAACAGCCUGGGAGGACAGAGACAAGGAGCUCUCCUUAAGAGUAUGGCGCUGUGCGUCAAAGACGUCUCUCCAAACCUCCACAGCUGCGAGCUUCUCCCCGAGACCUCCAGCACCUUCCAGUGCAAGGCUCAGAUUUACCUGUCGCUGGACAGCUCAGACUGCCUGAACCCCUGACCCCCCCACAAGAACCCUAAAGACUCUACGACCCCCUCCCCCCACACCGCGUCCCUCCUGCCCCUCGCUUCCGACGUACCCCUAACGUUUGCUCUGGGGAUUAACUCUUUGUGUAGGUUCGUUCCGUAUCUGCUGCAUUAGAACGCGUUUGUUGAAGAAUAAGAAUAAUAAAAUGUUCUCCGUCCGUCCGUCUGUCCUCUGAGCCGAUAAAUAAUAUUUGUGGUUAAAUAAAGUUUAUGAUACUUUCACGGCAGAAA
Molecule: messenger RNA, 692 nt
Organism: Spea bombifrons (plains spadefoot toad)
Lineage: Eukaryota; Metazoa; Chordata; Amphibia; Anura; Pelobatidae
Gene: NPB
Product: neuropeptide B
Exons: 2
Coding region: 25-435 (136 amino acids)
Biological process (GO): feeding behavior; G protein-coupled receptor signaling pathway
Molecular function (GO): G protein-coupled receptor binding
Source: RefSeq, a predicted model, not a curated record